AGAUGGAAGAAAAAUACAACGCCAGCCUUUUGGCGGCCGGAAUGCAUUGUGAAGCCCAACAGUUAAUUGCUGAGGGAGUCGGUUUAGUGUUGCAAUCGUACAAGUUGGACUCAUACGUUCAACGUCUCGCGGAAUGCCUUUUCCAUUUUCAUGAGAAAGUUGAUGACUUGUUGGCUAUCGAAGAGCAAAUUGAUGUCGAUGUUCGCUCGCUGGAGACUUGCGCUUAUUCUGCCAACACGUUUGCUGACAUCUUGUCCAAGAUCCAGAAGAUGACCUGAGUCUUCGUCAGUAUUCGAAUUUGCAACAAUGGGUCACUAAACUAGACGAAGAAUUAGAAAAGCGUUUGGCUUCCGGUGGUGGAAUUGGUGGAAUUCAGGCCUGGACCCCUGCUCUUGAGGGUCGCAAAGAAGUCGACGUCGACUACACCAUGGACACCGAUGCAGUGGAACUUGGCGGCCAGCCCCAGAUCCGCACAAUUAUUCAUGAAAUUUGCGUUACUAACCAGACGAUGUAUCUGCAUCCGCCACUGCCUGAAGCUCGUACCAAGAUCUAUGAUCUGAUGUUUGAUUGGCAAGCCAUUGUCACGUCUUUGACUCGUAUCCAGAGUACCGGUUAUCAAGUUGCGCUAGAUCGGCCUACUCCACAAACCUAUCGAAAUCUACUCACAAACAUGCCAGAUGGCCCGGAAGUCCUGGCUGCCGCGAGUGCCGCCUGUACUGCCAUUGAGGGAAGAAUGAAGGAGGUGAAAGUCUACGUCGACGACUCUUAAGGAGGAUCAAUCUCUCUGGCUAUGAAAACACCCACAGAUGGCUGCGGAGAGAAAGAACGUGGCGUCGGGACUGAAAUUUUCAGGUCAACAUGUUAACGACCUUCCAAGAUGCUGAGGCUCCUGAACAUCAAU
Daphnia pulicaria is the source of this 901-nucleotide messenger RNA. RefSeq names its product dynein heavy chain, cytoplasmic-like. The coding region runs from base 428 to 769 and encodes 113 amino acids. The transcript has 4 exons. NCBI's taxonomy places the organism in Eukaryota, Metazoa, Arthropoda, Branchiopoda, Diplostraca, Daphniidae. The record is from RefSeq and is a predicted model, not a curated record.